Messenger RNA from Komagataella phaffii GS115, 1113 nucleotides. RefSeq names its product Methionyl-tRNA formyltransferase, catalyzes the formylation of initiator Met-tRNA in mitochondria. The record is from RefSeq and is a predicted model, not a curated record. The transcript has a single exon. Gene Ontology annotation, molecular function: methionyl-tRNA formyltransferase activity. NCBI's taxonomy places the organism in Eukaryota, Fungi, Ascomycota, Pichiomycetes, Pichiales, Pichiaceae. Gene Ontology annotation, cellular component: mitochondrion. Bases 1 to 1113 code for a protein of 370 amino acids. Gene Ontology annotation, biological process: conversion of methionyl-tRNA to N-formyl-methionyl-tRNA; biosynthetic process.
AUGUCGGGGAUGCAACACUACGUUUGUGGUUUUCUUCAAUUUUCUUCUCCAGAUUCCCUCGUCCCUAUACCCAAAGCUCUUUUACGUUCCAUGGUUGGACUCAAAGUGGCCUAUUUUGGCUCAGACUUUUUCAGUAUCAGAUGCUUAGAUCAUCUGAUGAACUUGAGCUUCAAACAGCAUCAUAUUGGAACACUGGACUUGAUUGCUAAGCAUUCCAAACGGGGUGGUAGAGGUAAUAAACAGAUCCUGGAAACCCCAAUAGUCAGCUAUGCUAAAUUGAAACAAUUGAACAUUUUGAGAGCGGAGAAGAACUCGGAAAUUGAAAGUCUUUCCGCUAAUAGCUAUGACCUGGCAAUUGCUGUUUCCUAUGGCAAAUUAAUACCACAGACAUUUCUCAAAAGCCUCAGAUAUGGGGGGCUUAAUGUCCAUCCGUCUCUACUACCGAAAUACUCAGGACCUGCACCACUACAGCAUACUAUUUUAAAUGGUGACAGUGUCACUGGCGUCACCGUUCAGGCUUUGCAUCCUACCACUUUUGAUAAAGGAUCUGUACUAAAACAAGAAGUCUGUCACGAUUACCGUCCUGAUUCAGAAACAACCGAAUCUUUAGGGCUUAAACUUGCUGAUCUAGGCGGCCCGCUACUAAGUGACGUUGUGAAGUUCACUUUUGAUAAUUUAAUUCUUCCUGAACCCGUAGAAACCUCAAAUGAAUACAGUUAUGCACCAAAGCCAUCGCCCUCUCUGUAUCAGAUAAAUUGGAAUGUGCUCUCUACAACAGAGAUUAUCAGACGGUUUAACGCUUUGGGCCCACUUUAUACCUUCAAGCAUUGUCAUGUAGUCAAGAAACCCCCUUUCACCGGCUUGAAAAGGGUCAUCCUAGAUAAAAUCUCCCCAAUAGCAGAUAUAUCAUCCAAUCUAUCAGCGGAAUUGACAACUCCAGGAAUGUUUACUUCGGUAGAGGACGGUCUCAUUAUUAAAAGUCUUGACGGAUAUAUCAAGGUAAAAUCUCUAAAGUUUCAAGGAUUUGGAAGUCAGGACUCAAACUCUUUCAUGGCUAGUUUACCGAAAAGAACUGGCGAUUCAGUGCAUGUAUUUCUAUUUAACGACUCAUAA